This is a messenger RNA of Babesia bovis T2Bo, 615 nucleotides long. Its product is annotated as EMG1/NEP1 methyltransferase family protein. The transcript is spliced from 4 exons. Gene Ontology annotation, molecular function: rRNA binding; rRNA (pseudouridine) methyltransferase activity. NCBI's taxonomy places the organism in Eukaryota, Apicomplexa, Aconoidasida, Piroplasmida, Babesiidae. The coding region runs from base 30 to 596 and encodes 188 amino acids. The record is from RefSeq and is a predicted model, not a curated record. Gene Ontology annotation, cellular component: nucleolus; small-subunit processome. Gene Ontology annotation, biological process: rRNA base methylation.
GGAACGUAGUCAUAUCGGUUAUAAUUGAAAUGCAGUUACCUAAAUUGGUGAUAGUUCUGGAGGAUGCUAGUUUGCUGAGCACCGAUAAAGAAUCUAGGGUCGACAUUUUACACCAAUCGUUGUUGGUAUUACUAGAUAGUCCACUGAAUAAGAAUGGCUUCCUGAAAGUAUUGAUUAGGACAGAUGACGGCAACCUAGUUGAGGUUUCUCCACAUUUACGUGUUCCUCGUACACCGAAGCAGUUUGAGAGUCUUUUGGUAUACUUGCUGUACAAGCGGCACGUGAAAUCGCAAGAGCGUGAUGCCAUAUUAAUGCGGUUUAUUAAAAAUGAAAUAGAAAUUGCGUUACCUCCUGGAUCCCGUAGAUUUGGUUUAUCUGUUGGUGGCCGACAAGUGAAGUUGAAGGACUUUUGCCACCAGUUCAAGGCGGUUGACUAUCCUGUAGUAUUCCACAUCGGUGCUGUAUCGCAUACUCACCCUAAGGGCACUGUUGAGCAUGUGGAGGAGGUAUUAUCAAUAUCUGACCACGGACUCACGGCAGCUCACGUCUGCGCUAAGGUCUGCAGCGAGUUUGAAUAUUUACUCGGGGUGUUGUAAUUACCAUGACGCUAGAUUG